UUUGGAGAGGAGCCGGGGACUGCCCAUGGUGGAUGGGCGGAGCAGUAAGCAUGCGCUGAGCUGGCAGACUCUGGGCUGGUCCUGACGGGCUGGCUGGGCUCCGGACGGGCUGUCUGUGCGCCUCAGACGGUCGUGGGGGAGAUUACCAUCAACGCUCAGCGUCUCCUGGAGCACACAGAGAGGGAAACGAGCUGAAGAGACACGGCGAUAACUGCGAGACGACAAAGCGAAAGAGAAAAACAAGCCAGCUCCACUUCGGCUUCUAGACAAGCACCGAAGAAGACGCAGACGACCCCCCCCCUCUACCCCCACACCCCGCCGCCAACCCGCCCCAUAUCUACCCUCUCCGUGUGCCAUCCCUGUGGUCCUGCCCUCCCACCCCCACGGGAGAACCUCGAGCAUCUAUAGGAACCCCCUCUACAUACAGACACACACAUAAACACACUUGACCAGCGUUGCCAUUGAGCGAUGCGCUCAGAAUUUAGGAAGAAGUCGCCCGUGCGUCUUUGAUGCAGCAGAACCAAACCAGAGCUCUUCGUUUUUCCUCAGUGGGAAGAGUCCAGGCUGCGGAUCUGGGUGUUUACACUUCUUUGACGGGUUUCCAGUGGAAUGACACGCAACAUAUUUCGCCCCACGGCAACAGGCAAGGCUGUCACUCCGUAGAUUAGUCUUUAUUUUACACAGCCAGUUGUCACACCAUAAGCUGCUGUUUUGAGUUGAUGCGUGAUUUUUCCAUGCUCAAAAAUCCUCCUGACAAUGGUCUGGGAACGGACCGCCUCUCCGGACACUUAGUAAUAUUUUUUUCCAAGACGCGUCAGAUCUAUAGUCAUUCUUUUUGAACGACGAAGAAGCGAUUGAUUGACGAGGAGUCACUUGACAGCCGCUUGAGCGCCAGGACUUUGCGUGCGAAGUUUGCGCCGGGAAGAGGGAGCUACCAAGUCGGAGAUAUCUCAGCUUUGUCCGCGGCAUUUUCCUUGAAAGGUGGGAGGUCAGCGGGGUUGUGGUCAUGCUGUCCGUGGACGAGCCCCUGGACCUUAAGCUCCCCCGGCGAACCAAUGGGCGGGACAGAGGGGCGUGUUCGCCCCCCCUCUCCCCACUGCACCCCAAGCGAGCCCGCCAGCUCCACAUGGCAGAAGACGGCACUGCAGUGAUAGAGCCGGCCUCUCCAGCUUCUCCACAUACAGGCGCGCAGGUGGUCCCCCACCAUCGGACAGACACCCCCACCCCGCCUGCGGUGGACCUGAGCAUGUCUCCCUCCUCCCGCCACACCCCCAGCUCUCCAGAAAUGACUACCGGCAACUACGUCGCCUCAGGGAAUUCUCACAUCUCACCGGCCUUUCAGUUUUUUGUGCCAAUCAGAGCUGGAGCGGGACUUCAUCUGCCGUCCUCCAUGUUCAUCAGCCAGACGAGUGACAAGAGAGCGUCUCCAGACCUGUCAGCGGACGAACAAUUGGCCUGCCGCUGGAGGAAGUGCCAUCUGCUCUUUGACUCGCUGCAAGACCUGGUAGACCAUGUCAAUGAUUUCCACGUCAAGCCUGAAAAGGAUUCUGGGUACUGCUGCCACUGGGAGGGCUGUGCUCGCAAAGGCCGGGGGUUUAAUGCAAGGUACAAGAUGCUCAUCCACAUCCGCACUCACACUAACGAGAAGCCUCAUCACUGUCCCACCUGCAACAAGAGCUUCUCACGUCUGGAGAACCUGAAGAUACACAACCGCUCACACACAGGUGAAAAGCCCUACAUUUGUCCAUAUGAGGGUUGCAACAAGCGCUACUCAAACUCAAGCGAUCGCUUCAAACACACGCGCACACACUACGUGGACAAGCCUUACUACUGCAAGAUGGUGGGCUGCCUGAAGCGCUACACAGACCCCAGCUCCCUCCGGAAGCACAUCAAAGCCCACGGUCACUUUGUGGCUCAGGAGCAGGGCUCCCCGGGUGGGGUGGGGUCCCUCCUGAAGGGGAGUCAGAGUGGAAGGCUUGGGAAUGGAGGGGCAAAGGAUUCAGAGCUGUCCUAUGUGAGCGGACCCCACAUUAUCAUCCCUGGGGCAGCGGCUGCUCUUCUAGGAGGCCAUGCUCUUCAGGGCCUAAGUGGCGCCGUACCCCUGUCUCCACUCAGUCCAAGGCCCCUGGACCUCAGCUCUAUGGGCUGCCCCAACUCACCUCCAGGCAGCAUGGGAGGAACAUCCAUCCUCUCUUUCAACGGCUCGGCGCUGGGACUGGCCAAGUCCCCCCUGCUCUCCUCUGCGUUCCCCUCCACGGCCCUGGGUCUGUCAAUGAUGCCCAUGCUGGGAGCUGCGUCUGAGCGUAGGGCACAGAGUCAGCAGGUCAAGAAGGGCCAGGGGGAGGAGGCCGAACACGAGGCGACUGGAAGGGUCCUGAACCUCUCCACAGGAGGCUCUCAUGAUCCCCUUUCCUGGGUGGUCAUCCCUCCAGGCACUGUGGUGCUCAAGCCAGCUGUGGUCAACUGAUACACACACACACAUUCCAGAAGAGCUCAGGGGGUUGGGAUGGGAGGGUGAAUGCCAUUAUGGGGGGUAUGAGUGGUCAAAGGUGAUAGGGACUAACUCGCACAAUCAAAUCCAGGCAAUGCAUUUUAGAGCAAGUGUGGAAAAGGAUAAAAAUGUCCCACUGAACCUUCAAUCAAGAAAACAAUAGAUAACACUACACCUCACGAGAGUUAUGAACACAACGCAAGCCUCUUUUCAUGUUGGGGAAACCAAAGGGGCCCAAGAACUCUGUUCAGGAACAUGUACGGUUUGGCUCCUUGUUGCUUAUUUUAUACUCUAUUCAUUCCUGUUUGCUGGUUCUUUGAACAGGGACCGUGAGCGUAGUGCUUCGUGUCUUAGUGCUCUGUGUUCUUGCAAAAGCCCUGAUUCAUUUUUAAGUAUUUAUACGACUGUACUUCAUUGACAGCGUGCCUCCAGCUGAGCAGUGAGAUCGAUACAUCGCGAAACUGACUGACGCACUCACAGUUGGGCAAACUAUCGAGUAAUUGGAAGAUUCUCCAUAGUUGAUUUUUUUUUUAUAUAUAUAUAUAAAUAAUGACCUAUUUUUCACAGGCGGCUGUGAUUAAUAUGAUUACGACAAGCUUGCCAUACCAAAGCAAGUGAACUUUUUGGAUUAGUGCAGGAGGAGGAGGAGGAGGCCACCAUCUCCACUCUGCGUCAGUUCAGUCGAACAUAGCACUUAACAGUGUCAGCUGGUUAUAGAAAAGAAACCUCAAAACUGCUGCUAACCUCUCAGCUCCCCCCAGUGUAGCUUUAACUGGGAGAGAGCACUUUUGACAAUCUGUCCCCAGUGUUGGGGAGGGUGAGCAACAUGCAUCAGCCUAGUCCACCAGAAUAUGUGCCAGAUGUGCAGACUAGGGACUUUUACGGCACAGAGACAGACAAAUGGUGUUAUAUCACCUUGCAAUGACCAAUCAUCAAUCCCUCCUUUUUACCCUAGUGAAAUUCAAGCACUGGUGUGUCUGGCGCCCCUCUCUGGUUGGACACUGUACACGGCAUCCUCCCUGCUGUCCUCAGAACCUGUUUUGCUCCUGGAUUGUCCAGCUGCUUUCCCGUAAUUGAAUCAACACGGCCAGUAUGUGUAUGAAAGGGCCACUGUGGUGAUAAACACUAGUGUCUUGUGUUUUUAAGAAGUGACCCGACCCAAAACCAGCUGUGAAAAGCAGUUGGUCGUCCAAUCGAAAGCCCAACUCAGCCUGGUCGGUUUCAGUUAUGUCCCAAGUGCAGCAAAUGUCACGCUGUGCCAAAAAUACCAGGAGAGUCAAGUGGGAUGUCGUUGUUGUGCCACAGAGGGGGGUGCGAUGCACUCAAUGCCACAAACAGCUGGACUGAAUAGGAAGCCACACUAUUGCGAACUGCCUCAUUUUACUCUGUCCGAAGGGGCAAUAAAAUAAAAUAAAAUAAAAAAAAUUUGACUUUUGAGAAAACUUCUCUCAUGGUUCAUUUAUAAGCAGGCAACAUGCAGUUACCACAAUCUAUAACCCUUACAUGUAUUUAAACAUGUUACAGCUAAGUAACAGUACGUGUUUCUUUCACGACUAGUUUGCGCUUAUUCCAUUUUUCGGCAUGGGUCCGUUUUGUUUUGCGGGCUCCUUCCCAGAGUUGUGUUGCUCAGUGCGAAUGCAUGUAUGAUGUUGACUCUUGUCCCUCUUGAGAGGAGAGGUAGAGGAGCUGGAGAAGAUCGUCCCAACACAAGGAGCAUUCCUCUAAAAAGACUUGACACACCCACAUCCUCCCACUCCUCCAUCUCUCCUCUCCACAAAGUGCGUACGUCGGCGGUCUUACUCUUCCAUUGUCCAGUCUUAGAGCAUCAUUAGACCUUACUUAAUGUUGUUUAUAUUUUUGUGAUUAUUAUUAUUUUUUUUGCUGUUGUUCUGACGAGACAUUUUUCUGAUGUUGAAGUUGCUUAUUGUGUACUGCGAUGGCUGCUCUGCAGUCAGCUUUCUGCCGCUGAGGCCGAGUCUUUUUACGAGAUGAUGAGAUGAAGAGAGGGGGAGGUUUAGAUGCUUUUCCAAGGCAGUGGUUCUCAACCUGGCAGCUCUUAAAAAUUAUCUGAUGCUCAAUAUGUGUGGUGACAUUUAGAUACGUUAUAAGCUAUUGGAUGGAUUUUUGUGAAAUCUUGUGCUGGGGAUUCUUUCUAUUACAUCAAAUAUGAUUCCUUAAUGUCUCAGCUAGUGCCAUCUCCAUGUCAGAUGUUUGGAUUACGACUCGAGUACAAAACUAAUAACAUCUCUGUUGUCAUGCUAGUGCACUUUACCCAAGAUACAGCAUUACCUGCUAAACAUCAGCGUGCCACAUUGUCACCGUUUUAAGGUUGUUAGCAUUUAGUUAAAAGUACAGCCAUAACAAAGUACCACAGAUAUGACUUUAUCUCCCAGUCCCCUUUGUUCUGAAGGACGGAAUACGACGACAGAUGCUGUGUUCCUAAAGCAGAACAAUGUGGGAAGGAGAAACGCCUGUACGUUCAGAUGAUACUAAUUUAUGUUCAGGGUAAACAGGACAACAAAGGUUGAAAACCACUGCUGUGACAUCACGCCCCACCAUGACAAUCAUGAUGGCGUAAGAGCAUUGUUUUGACUUGUUCUGACAGUGAGAUUCAGUGAAAGCAUUGAGAAAUGAAAUUCGACUGUAAAAUGGUGGGCAGCGCUGAGAGAGGGAGCAAAGACAGAAAAGACUGACUAAAAGAAUGAAUAAAUUAAUGGACAGGGAGGCAUGAAGGAGGGAAGAGUCUGCGAGCCAGCAGAGGGAAAACAAGCAGAUAGUCGUGCUGUGCAGCCGCUCUCCAUCUGGCCACCUACCCAGCAAACAGUCCUCUCGGCUCUGUACUCGCUGUGCCCAAUGUGGCAGCCACUCACAGGCAGACAGCACCAGCCUGCUGAAAAGUAGGCCACUGAACUCUGUCUGCCCUCUGGGUUUUUUUUUUUAGUUUUUUUUAUAGAAUAAACCCAAAAGACUCAGCCCCUCAGUCCCCCCACCUUUUUUUUUUUUAACCAGAGAUGCAUUCCAGUCUCCCUAACAAGCUGCAUUCACAGUAAACAAAAACAAAAACAAAUGAAAUCUCAUGGGCUGCCCACAGGUCUACCACUAUUCACAGCAGAGAUAAACUGCAUACUUGUGCUUCAGCCUCAGAAAUUCUUAGUCAUCAUUGCCUCAAGCACUUACCCCUAAACCCCAUCUCUCUCCCUCCCCCCCUCACACACACACAGUUUGUCCAACAAUCUUUUUAAGGACUCUCAUUGACUUUCAGCAUUAUCCUUAACUAGCCCUAAAUUCAGCUAAUAGCUCAAUAUGAGUGUAUACUGGUCCUGACAAAGUCAGUGUUUAUGCCAGAUAAGCUGUAACAAAUACACACACACACACACACACACCAGUCUCUGUGCAGGCUGCAUGUUUGAACUGAAUCUCUCAUUGUGAGUGGACAAUCCUGGCAUGUGAUGUCAUCAGAAACAGGUGCUAAGUAGGCUAGACAUGGUUUCCGUGGCAACAGCGAAAGCCACAGAUGCGGCAGCUCUCCUCCUCCUCUCUGUUUGUCUGUUUCUCGUCUAUUGAUCGAACAGGGACUCAGCACAGCGGGAGAAAGCUGAAUGAUAAUGACACGGAUCCUUCCAGGAUCCACAUGGUUUCAAUAUUAAAUAAGCUGUAUGACCCAUUAACCCUUUGAGCUCAGUCUCGACUGCACUUUUGCACCCCUCACCAUGUGUGUAGAUAUGAGGGAUGCUGUCACAUCCUUCCUCAUAGCAGAGCGUUGUUCUUCAGUCAAUUUGAGAACAAACAGAAUUCAGAAAAAUGGCUGAAAUGUAAAAAAGAAAAGUUCAGAUUUUUUUCUUAAAGCGGUACUUAGCCGUAAAUGUCAUUAAAAGGGUGCCACUGACUGAAGUGCCACAGUGCUGCACAACAAAGGGUUAAUGAUAAAACUAUGGCCAAGCAAGGCCUGUUCAAACUUAUGUUUUUUGCACAUGUGUGAGAUAUUAUGUCAGUAUUUGAAUUUUUCCAAGUGCCUUUUUUUGUUAUAGGUGAAAAAAAUAUAUAUAGAAGUUAUACUCUAUGCGAUUAAAACAACGAUAAUAUGAAAAUAUAUUUUUCCUGGCAUCGUGUUCUGUGGCUGAACAUGCCGAAUUUCAGAGUUGUAAAAGUCUCCAAUUGGUACAACAUAGCAGUGUGCUCCUGUUUUAGAGGAAUUUUAUUACGAUAUUGAUAAUAAUGUCAAUGAAAAGAGAAAUGUUUAAUAAAGUUGCAUUUGAUACAA
Messenger RNA from Solea senegalensis (Senegalese sole), 6752 nucleotides. RefSeq names its product GLIS family zinc finger 2b (gene glis2b). Gene Ontology annotation, cellular component: nucleus. Lineage: Eukaryota; Metazoa; Chordata; Actinopteri; Pleuronectiformes; Soleidae. Gene Ontology annotation, biological process: smoothened signaling pathway; regulation of transcription by RNA polymerase II. Gene Ontology annotation, molecular function: DNA-binding transcription factor activity, RNA polymerase II-specific; RNA polymerase II cis-regulatory region sequence-specific DNA binding. The transcript has 7 exons. Bases 1007 to 2467 code for a protein of 486 amino acids. The record is from RefSeq and is a predicted model, not a curated record.